UAAAAUAUGACCACCGUGUUUGGAUCACUGUGUUUGGAUUUCACACGAUGUGUUGUACGGAUACAUUGCUUAUUAUCCGAUACUAUUGUGAAUGAAUCCCAGUUGUCAGUUGUCACUGUAUCCUGGGAACAAACCAUAUCGCUUAUUAUGGAUGAGGCUGAGAAACGGAACAUUGAAAAGCAAUCAACGGCAAACAAGUUAGCAAAACAAUGUGAGACGCUGAGAAAUCAUGAAGACGUAUCGGGUGGUGGUCUUACUAUCACUUUGGCCGUCGGUAGUGGCCAAGUAGAAAUGAGACGUGGUCGCCGAUCCAUGAGGCGUAGGCAGAAGAGAGGCAGGAGCCGGUCCCGGUCCAGUCGCCGUCGGGGCAGGAGACGUAGCGUUAGUGGAACCAAUAAAAAUUACGAAGGAGACGACUAUGACAUGACUACAGACACCGAAGAAGGUGAUGAUGACUCGUCAACGGUGGACACGACUUCCAGUCGAGAGGGCGACGGGAGGGUAGUCGAUGACGUCGCCCUCAAUAUCAGACCAGUGGUAGUGACGACAACGAUAACACUGACACAGAGGACACCGAUGCAGAGACCAACGGCAGCGGAGGUAGCAUUUUCACGACCGCAGACACCAAGUGCGGAAAUCCUUGUGGAAGCAGACGUUGCCGGAGAAGAAGGAGAAAGAGUAGGUCCUCGAUUAGACAGACGAUGGGGUGCAAGAAGAGGAGGAGAAGAAGGAGAAGGAGAAGUAGUAGUAGUUGCUGUGUCACCGGCCUUGGCAGAGGCGUGUGGAAUAACAGGCCACAUAAGCACCACUUCUAAUAUCGCUGAACCUGACACAGCCGAUAGCACUCAGGGAGAUGCCUGAGAUAAAUUGAGCUUGGCGUCCCCCGUCCAUCCUCCGCCUCAAUUUAAGAACGACCUCUCUCCAAUUCUCGUUUAUUGCCCAGACUUGUUUAAUCGUAAAUAAAUAUCCAAAUUUUCAACAAUAACAAAAAAACUACCAAAUUGUGUAUAGUUUUUCCCACGCUAG
Molecule: messenger RNA, 1026 nt
Organism: Acyrthosiphon pisum (pea aphid)
Lineage: Eukaryota; Metazoa; Arthropoda; Insecta; Hemiptera; Aphididae
Exons: 2
Coding region: 7-861 (284 amino acids)
Source: RefSeq, a predicted model, not a curated record